AUGGGAUUGACAACGCCCUCCUCCGUCUCACACGAUCUGGUGGUGGAGGAGGAGGCAGAGGAGGCGGAGGAGGAGGAGGAGGAGGCAGAGAUGCUGCUCGCUUGCGUGGGCGUGGGUGUUGGCGCACGUGCGCACACAAUCCAGGUUGUUUGCCGCUUGCUUGCUUGCUUGCCUGUGUGGGUGUUAGUGUCGGCGGCAGCGGCGGGAUACAUCAAAGCCGGACAGCCAAUGGACAGCAGAGACGUCCGCCUCGUUCUCGUUCUCUCGCCAGCAGCAGUGAUGGCGGUAGCGGCGAUGGCGACAGCACAGCGCUCUCCGCUCACGCAUCGGUCGGUCGGCCAGUCACUCCGCUCGAGCUGCGUCUUUCUGCGUCACGUCUUGAUCACGUGCGGACUAGCACCAUCCCGAUAA
This is a messenger RNA of Hydatigera taeniaeformis, 411 nucleotides long. Lineage: Eukaryota; Metazoa; Platyhelminthes; Cestoda; Cyclophyllidea; Taeniidae. The record is from the annotation of a GenBank genome assembly.